GGCAGUUAUUUCGCCAUAAAAUCGAACAUCUACUUUCUCGCAGCCCAAUCGACCUACACAUACGAACAUUAUCUCUCACCUCCCAUUUAAGCUCCGGAUCCUUAAAUUCCCUAGCAAGGCUAUUUCCUGCAAUCCUUCCCAUUGACAGCUUAUUACUACCAUCAAGAUGGCAUAUGCCAGUAGCAAUUUAGAGGAGGCGAAUACCUCGCCUCUUCCUGACACCAUGGUACGAAACCGUUUGCCUACCCUUUUUGAGGUGCUUUGCCGUCGUACACAACCUCCCGUGGAUCUGUUCUCGUUUUAUAUCUACAUGCGGGAUCAGCAACGAUCCGUCGACUAUCUUGACUUCUGGCUCGAUGUUGCACAGCACAUGUCACUUUGCCGCCAUUACGUCCGAGAACUUCGACGAUCUGUGCUAGUCGGCACACCGGAUUUAGAGACAGAAGAAUCUAAGCGAUCAUCACGAGUGUUGGAUGCAAUGGGCGACUUAAGCUAUAGCCAUGAUGGCCCUGCGCGAUUUGGCAACGAGAAGGAGCGAGACCAAGAUGCAAAGAUCUCGAAUUAUCUAAGAGAACAACAGGCCGAGGACUCACCUGCCAGCAGUCAGGAGCGACGAGCCCGUGCUAGCACCCAACUCAGCUCCAGCACGCCGCAGCAGAUCACCGACUCGAACUCUCCAGCACGCGCCUUCACCCGAAAUGAUAUCCAGAGAUCAGCGGAGAAAAUUCUCUACACCUUCCUCCUCCCUGGCGCUGAGCGUGAGAUUACUCUAGACGGCACUAUCGCGGCCGAUGUUACCAGAGAGAUCGAGGAGAACAAUCGCGACGACCCUGAACUUUUUGACGUGGCUAAGGAUUACGUAUUUCAGGCCAUGGAGCGAGAUGCCUUCCCAGGUUUUCUACGAGCUAGAGCCUUCGGAAACUUGAUUCCUCCCACUCUUAUCUCGCGAUUGAUCAUCGGUCUCGUUGCUCUCUUUGGAGGCUUCUGGACUGGAUUCAAUCUUAUCUUCCUUGACUACUCCCGCUUGACUCGAUGCUGGGAAAUCCUUCCCUUCACCAUCGGCGUCUACCUUCUAGCCUCAUACCAGUAUUCUCUGGAUCCCAUCAUGGCACUACUUGGUUAUACGGAGUUGACACCAUUCGAGUUCACCAGUAUCCGAGAGCCUUAUGUCCGCAAGUUACUAUUCCAGCGUUCCUUUGUCGUCCUUGCUGUGACGGCAGUCUUUGAUGCGGCACUGUGUGUGCUGUUCAUCCUCGUACCUGGACAUAGACUUUAGGCAACCAAUCGGACCUCC
Molecule: messenger RNA, 1294 nt
Organism: Annulohypoxylon maeteangense
Lineage: Eukaryota; Fungi; Ascomycota; Sordariomycetes; Xylariales; Hypoxylaceae
Product: regulator of G protein signaling superfamily
Exons: 3
Coding region: 167-1276 (369 amino acids)
Biological process (GO): intracellular protein localization
Cellular component (GO): plasma membrane
Source: RefSeq, a predicted model, not a curated record